Molecule: messenger RNA, 998 nt
Organism: Anopheles arabiensis
Lineage: Eukaryota; Metazoa; Arthropoda; Insecta; Diptera; Culicidae
Product: microfibril-associated glycoprotein 4-like
Exons: 1
Coding region: 27-953 (308 amino acids)
Source: RefSeq, a predicted model, not a curated record
AAUACAUCCAGGGCAAGCUGAUCGAGAUGGAAUACACCAUGAAGGAAGAUCGAGAGGCUAUCGAACAGAAGCUGUCGGAGCAGAAAACUCUUUCCAAUGGUUUAUUGUGGGCCAUCGACCAAAAGCUGUCUGGAGCCAUCAGUCAGCUGACCCAAACGAUCGGCCACAAUCUGACCACACUGCAGACACAGUCGAAUGAAAUGCUCUCCCAGCAGAUGGCCUGCGCCAACCACGAACAGAUGCGAAGGGAGAUCCAAACGCUAGCUCCAAAGAAGGAUCGAGAUCAAUUCAGCGCCAGUUCACCGUUCACCAAGAUGCAAACCUCUUACCGUGCGUGCAAGGAAGAGCCAUCGAAAGUAUCGGGAAAGUAUCUAAUUCACCCUACUGCGAACGACGUACCAUUCGUAGGAUAUUGCGAACAGACUCGUUUCGGAGGUGGAUGGCUUGUGUUUCAGCAUCGGUUUAACGGAUCGGUGGACUUUUACCGCAACUGGAUUGAGUACCGGCACGGGUUCGGAAGCGUCGAUGGAGAGUUUUGGCUUGGGCUGGAGCAUUUACAUCGCGUGACGUCGACAAGAUCGCACGAGCUGUUGAUAGAGUUGGAAGAUUUCGAAGGAAACUACAUUUACGCCCGGUACAGUGAGUUCAAGAUUGGCAGUGAGGCGGAACAGUAUCGCCUAAAGAAGCUGGGAACUUACACGGGAACGGCAAAUGAUGGAUUGACUUACCACAAGGGUAUGGAAUUUACAACGAAAGAUCGGGACAAUGAUGGCCAUAUAAGUAAAAACUGUGCCGAGGAUUGCCGAGGAGCGUGGUGGUAUAAUGCGUGCUUCAACGUAAAUCUCAAUGCACUUUACAAUAAUACUGAGGACGCAAAAGCCAUAGUUUGGUACAUGUACAAAUCAUCUUACACAGGGUUGGCAUACACAAGAAUGAUGAUCCGGGAGGUUUAGUUGGGUCUGGUUUGCUUGAUAAUAAAAAACCUUUUUGAUUUGAGA